AGGCGGAGUUUGGUCCCUCCCCUCCGGCAGCGCCGGGCACUCAUCCGUCCGUCCUCCGUCCGUCCGUGCGGCGCACGGCGCCCUGCAGAAGGCCGGGACACCGCAGCAGGGUGGAAGGAUCUGGAGGUGUGGAGCCACAGGUUUCCAUCCUGCCUCCACCUCCUGGGGAGCAGCCCUGUGCUAUUCCCAACCCCCCCGAGCAGAGCAGUGAGCCAGCUGCUGCCUGCCUGCACCCUGCUGUGGGACCCUCUGCUCUUCCUAAGAAGCGAUGGCAUCGCUGUGGGCGAGAGCUCGGAAGGUGUUCAUGAAAAGUCGUGCUUCAGGUUUAUCGGCGAAAGCGGCGGCGGAGAUGGGCGGCGGCGGCUCGGAGAAAGGCUAUCGGAUCCCCGCCGGGAAGGGCCCGCACGCCGUGGGCUGCGCGGAUCUGAUGACCGGCAACGCGGCCGAGGGAAGCUUUUUGCGCCUGUAUUAUCCAUCAUGCGACGACACAGAUACUGAAGAGACGCCGUGGAUUCCGGAUAAAGAGUACUACCAGGGGCUGUCUGACUUCCUCAAUGUGUACCGGGUCGUGGGAGAAAGGCUUUUCCAGUAUUAUGUUGGUUCAGUGACCUGUCCUGCAAAAUCAAAUGCUGCUUUUAAGCCAGGAGAAAAAUACCCACUGCUUGUUUUUUCCCAUGGACUUGGAGCUUUUCGGACCAUCUAUUCUGCUAUCUGCAUAGAGAUGGCUUCUCAAGGCUUUCUGGUGGCAGCUGUGGAGCACAGAGAUGAAUCAGCUUCAGCGACGUAUUUCUGUAAACAGAAGGCUGAUUCUGAGCCAGAGGAGGAGUCUGCAUCAAGCGUGGAGAAGGAGUGGAUCUACUACAGGAGGCUCAGAGCAGGAGAGGAGGAACGCUGUGUGCGUCACAAGCAGGUACAGCAGAGAGCAGAGGAGUGCAUCAAAGCACUCAACCUCAUUCUAAAAAUCAAUUCAGGAGAGGAAGUGAUGAAUGUGCUGAACUCAGACUUUGACUGGAACCGCCUGAAGGAUUCUGUUGAUACUAGCAGAAUAGCUGUGAUGGGACACUCUUUUGGUGGUGCUACAGUUAUUGAGAGUCUCAGCAAAGAAAUUAGAUUUAGGUGUGGCAUUGCCCUUGAUGCAUGGAUGCUCCCAGUAGGCGAUGACACUUACCAAAGCAGCGUGCAGCAACCACUGCUCUUCAUCAAUUCUGAAAAAUUCCAGUGGGCUUCCAAUAUCUUAAAGAUGAGGAAGCUUAGCUCCAAUGAUACCAACAAGAAAAUGAUCACCAUCAAGGGAUCAGUACAUCAGAGCUUUCCUGAUUUUACUUUUGUGAGUGGAGAAAUCAUUGGAAAGUUUUUCAAGUUAAAAGGAGAAAUAGAUCCAAAUGAAGCUAUUGAUAUAUGCAAUCACGCUUCAUUAGCCUUCCUGCAGAAACAUCUGAGUCUUAAGAGAGAUUUUGAUAAGUGGGAUUCACUUGUGGAUGGCAUAGGACCCAAUGUUAUUUCUGGUACCAACAUUGACUUAUCUCCGGCUGAAUAAGGAAUACAAGGAAGUACUGCAAAGGCCACGUUCAUCAGGACACCACUGUUGGCCCAUAUUGCUUGGAGCUGAUACAGCACUGGCCUCCUACACAGCUUUUGGGGUGUGAAACAAUAACAACAACAACAAAAAUCACAACAGGGAAAGAUUUUAAGCUCAGAGGAGUUAGUGGGAUUCUCUGAAAUACUGCAACAGGGCAGCUCUUGCUUUGCAGGCAGUUGGCAUGAGGAAUCACUUGAUGGUAAUUUCUGACUUAGAGUCUACUUUGCAGAGAUAAAUUAAGCUCCAGGGAAUCCAACUAUCCAGUUUUGUCAGUCAGCAGCACCCAGCAAGUUUGGGGGUUGUUUUUUUUUUUUGCCAUGUAAGAAAGAGCUCCUUAAUUUGUUAAACUUAAUUUGUUAUGUAAGAGUAUUUCAGUUGUGCUCCAGGAAGUGCUUCUCAUCUGAACUUACUCCUUUUUGUGUUCAUGCUCCACACUCCCAGGUGGCUCCAUUCCAAAAGCUGCUAAAAAGGUCCCUCAUAGCAAGCAUAGUUCCCCCAAGGCAGAGCUUUUACAGCAGGGCCUCUCCUAUCACUCCCUGUAUCACUGCCAUCACUGGUACUGCUGCUGAUUACACUGGAAUAGAUGUACACUGCUGUUACUUGCUCCCUUUAAAAAGGGGGACACAACCAGUGUUUGAUUGCAGUGAUGGCUCACACAGUUGCAAUACCCUUCAUAUGUUCACCUUUGUUCAGGUGCCAGCAGAUACAGUGGGCUGUGAAUGGCCAAAUGCAGCUCUGCUUUCCAGAGCAAAACUGCCUGGAGCUGCUACAAGGAAGAACUCAUAGAGGGGCACUGACUACUACUGACUGUAAGCUGUUUGUUCCAAAAUAAGGCUACAAACAAGAUGCAGGCAGAGCAGUUAACACUAAUUAAGUAUUUUAUAUAAGUCUGAUCUUAACAUGAGAUUGCAGUGACAGCUGCAGUCUGUUUUUCAGAAUUAAAUUCUUUACAGCCUA
Messenger RNA from Lagopus muta (rock ptarmigan), 2536 nucleotides. It is a transcript of the gene PLA2G7, whose product is annotated as phospholipase A2 group VII. Bases 269 to 1537 code for a protein of 422 amino acids. The transcript is spliced from 12 exons. Gene Ontology annotation, molecular function: 1-alkyl-2-acetylglycerophosphocholine esterase activity. NCBI's taxonomy places the organism in Eukaryota, Metazoa, Chordata, Aves, Galliformes, Phasianidae. The record is from RefSeq and is a predicted model, not a curated record.